AUGGAGAUCGCCGAUGAGUUCGACUAUUUGAAGAGGGAGAAAGGUCGGUGGCGGCGGCGACGAAUAGAUGUACGUGCUCCGGGAAGUGGCUAUAGGGGGUUAAGAAGGCGUGAGGAGGCCGUAUGGGAACCCCCGAAGAGUGGCAUCAUGAAGGUCAAUGUGGAUGGAGCCCUCUUUAAGGAUACAGGAGUGGGGCUAGGGGUGGUUAUUAGAGAUGAGAAUGGUAGAGUUGUUCGUGCAGCUUGUUUACAAACAAAGCAAAGGUGGGAUGUGCCCGUGGUAGAGGCCAAAGCUAUAGCUCUUGGGAUUAAGUUAGCUGCGCAAAGCAAUGCCACAAUGGUGGAGGUAGAAUGCGACAAUAUGCAGGUGGUCAGCUUGAUCAAUGGCGCAAGAAAGGAUGGCUCGCAACUGGGAAUAAUUGUUCGAGAAAUUAAAUGCUUAGCUAGUUGUUUUGAUAGUGUUAAGUUUUCUCAUGUAUUUAGAGAGGCCAACUUAGCGGCCCAUACUAUGGCUCACCUUAGCCCACUUGAAUUUAGUACUCGAGUGUGGGUAGGGGGUUGUCCAAGUAUCUUAGAUGAUGUAAUUGCGUCUGAUUUUUGUUUAAUGAAUAAUAACAACUAG
Messenger RNA from Spinacia oleracea (spinach), 621 nucleotides. RefSeq lists its product as uncharacterized. The transcript is spliced from 2 exons. Bases 1 to 621 code for a protein of 206 amino acids. NCBI's taxonomy places the organism in Eukaryota, Viridiplantae, Streptophyta, Magnoliopsida, Caryophyllales, Amaranthaceae. The record is from RefSeq and is a predicted model, not a curated record. Gene Ontology annotation, molecular function: RNA-DNA hybrid ribonuclease activity; nucleic acid binding.